Closterium sp. NIES-65 is the source of this 1293-nucleotide messenger RNA. The record is from the annotation of a GenBank genome assembly. Lineage: Eukaryota; Viridiplantae; Streptophyta; Zygnematophyceae; Desmidiales; Closteriaceae.
AUGUUUGUAGUCACCAUGAGUAUGUAUGCAGUCACCAUGAGUAUGUAUGCAGUCACCAUGAGUAUGUAUGCAGUCACCAUGAGUAUGUAUGCAGUCACCAUGAGUAUGUAUGCAGUCACCAUGAGUAUGUAUGCAGUCACCAUGAGUAUGUAUGCAGUCACCAUGAGUAUGUAUGCAGUCACCAUGAGUAUGUAUGCAGUCACCAUGAGUAUGUAUGCAGUCACCAUGAGUAUGUAUGCAGUCACCAUGAGUAUGUAUGCAGUCACCAUGAGUAUGUAUGCAGUCACCAUGAGUAUGUAUGCAGUCACCAUGAGUAUGUAUGCAGUCACCAUGAGUAUGUAUGCAGUCACCAUGAGUAUGUAUGCAGUCACCAUGAGUAUGUAUGCAGUCACCAUGAGUAUGUAUGCAGUCACCAUGAGUAUGUAUGCAGUCACCAUGAGUAUGUAUGCAGUCACCAUGAGUAUGUAUGCAGUCACCAUGAGUAUGUAUGCAGUCAUCAUGAGCAUGUAUGCAGUCAUCAUGAGUAUGUAUGCAGUCACCAUGAGUAUGUAUGCAGUCACCAUGAGCACGUAUGCAGUCACCAUGAGCAUGUAUGCAGUCAUCAUGAGCAUGUAUGCAGUCAUCAUGAGCAUGUAUGCAGUCAUCAUGAGGAUGUACGCAGUCAUCAUGAGCAUGUAUGCAGUCAUCAUGAGGAUGUACGCAGUCAUCAUGAGGAUGUACGCAGUCAUCAUGAGCAUGUAUGCAGUCAUCAUGAGCAUGUAUGCAGUCAUCAUGAGGAUGUACGCAGUCAUCAUGAGCAUGUAUGCUGUCAUCAUGAGGAUGUAUGCAGUCAUCAUGAGCAUGUAUGCAGUCACCAUGAGUACGCCAACCAGUGACAGGGUGACUGCCAUUGCCCCUGUCGCCCUACCUGCAGCCAACCAGUUCCCGCCCUACCUACCCUACACCCACCGCAACUUCUUCUUCCACGGGACCAUCAUCCCGCCCGAGGCCAACCACACCUACCUUGGCAACGCCUUUGAGCAUUGUCUGCUCAACGCAUCCCGGGCGCCUGGAGACUACUUGGAGCAGAGGAGUGCAGAGGAGUGUGGUGCGUUCUGUGGGGUUGCUGCUGGGGAUUGCCAACCCCUGUGCAGCGGGCAUGGCAUGUGGUCCUUCAGUGAGUCUACAACAGCAGUCUCCCUGGCAGGUGCAGCAGCGCAACCAUUCAAUGGCACCAUCAUCCUCACGCCCCCCACCAGCAACACGUCAGGAGCAGCACAGUGCAGCGCCCAUCUGCCUCUUCCUUUUGAUUGA